This is a messenger RNA of Vittaforma corneae ATCC 50505, 537 nucleotides long. RefSeq lists its product as uncharacterized. Lineage: Eukaryota; Fungi; Microsporidia; Nosematidae. Bases 1 to 537 code for a protein of 178 amino acids. The record is from RefSeq and is a predicted model, not a curated record. The transcript has a single exon.
AUGCCCGAUGUUGCUUUGAAGAUAUUUGUCAGAAAGGAAUAUACCUAUCUUAUACUAUUGGUUUUCUGUUUGCAGCCCAUCUUUCAUUUUUGGUUUUUUAAGCCCCUAGCCAUGUCCAAAAAGAUAAACAGCGACUUUCAAUGGCUUUUACAUUUGGCCGUGCUCAGAACGGUAAUAAGAGAUCAUCCGCAGGACUACACUCGUUAUCUAAGUGAUAUUGGCAGGGAUAUUGGAAACAGACUGGCUGAUGAUUUUUGUGCGCGAUUUUCGAUUUAUGGAAAAAUCCAAAACAAAGAUGUUGAAAGGUACCUAAAAAUAUUUUUAGAGUUUUAUUUUGGCAAUGACCUUGUUACUGGCAACUGUGAAGUCCGGACAUCCAGCUCUAUUUUGAAACACCAGGGAGUUCCGGGUGCUGUUAUGUUUAAGGAAAUAUUUCAGGAAGUGUUUGAUAGUUUGAAUGGGAAUGUGGUGUUUGCAGACUCCAACGAUAAAAUACUGUUUACUUUUAAAGAAGAUCAAGACGCAAAGAAUCAUUAA